CUGACGGACAACCAGAUGCAAGACAACAAGACUUUCAUGUCCAUGAUCAACAAUGUGCUGCACACAGACGGCUUCUACUUUGCAACGGACUACGACCUGACACACACUCUGCAGCGCCUGGCCAACACCAGCCCCGAGUUCCAGGAGAUGAGUCUUCUGGAGAGGGCAGAUCAGCGUUUUGUCUGGAACGGACAUCUGUUGAGAGAAUUCCUUGCACAGCCAGAGGUACACAAGUUUGUGUUUCCUGUUAUCCAUGGCUUCAUCGACAUGCGGUCAAGCUGCAUCAAUGGGAAGGUGUUCGAGUGGAGCAUCAUCUCCAGGAGGAGCUGCUUCAGAGCCGGGGUCCGCUACUACGUCCGAGGCAUCGACUCUGAAGGCCAUCCUGCUAACUACGUGGAGACGGAGCAGAUCGUUCAGUUCAACAGCUCCAAGGCUUCUUUUGUUCAGACCAGAGGCUCCAUCCCCUUCUUCUGGUCCCAGAGGCCCAACCUCAAGUACAAGCCCAAACCACAGAUCAGCAAAACAGUGAACCACUUGGACGGGUUCCAGAGACACUUUGACUCGCAGGUUAUUCUCUAUGGAAAACAAGUCAUUUUGAACUUGAUCAACCAAAAGGGCUCAGAGAAGCCGCUGGAGCUGGCCUUCGACAAGAUGGUGGCCGACCUGGGAAACGGCAUGGUCAAGUACAUCGCCUUUGACUUCCAUAAGGAGUGCAGUCGGAUGAGGUGGCACCGCCUGCAGAUCUUGUUGGAUAUGGUCGCUGAGAUGCAGGAUGAACUUGGAUACUUCCUGGUGGAUGCAGAUGGGAAGGUGUUGCUGCAUCAGGACGGCACGUUUCGCAGCAACUGCAUGGACUGCCUGGACCGGACUAACGUCAUCCAGAGCAUGCUGGCCCAGCGCGCCCUGCAGUCACAGCUCCGGAAAAUGGGAGUCCUCCACGUCGGUCAGCAGAUCGAAGAGCAGGUGGCCUUUGGGAAGAUGUUCAAGAAUGCCUGGGCAGACAACGCUGAUGCCUGUGCCAAGCAGUACGCUGGCACUGGAGCCCUGAAGACUGACUUCACCAGGACAGGGAAGAGGACUCAUUGGGGGCUGGUGAUGGACGGCUGGAACUCCAUGAUCCGAUAUUACAAGAACAACUUCUCUGAUGGAUAUAGACAGGACUCCAUUGAUCUGUUCCUAGGCAACUAUGCUGUGGAUGAAUCUGAUUGGACCACUCCGCUGCGUGAGCCCAAAGACUGGAAGUUCUUGACGUUGCCUAUCGUCAUGGUGGUAGCUUUCUCCAUGUGCAUCAUCUGCCUGCUGAUGGCUGGUGAAACGUGGACGGAGACCCUGGCCUACGUGCUGUUCUGGGGGUCUGCCAGCGUGGUGACCAGCGGCCUCAUCCUCUUUAACGGACCCGACUUUGUAGAUGCUCCAAGGCUGGUCCAGAAGGAGAAGCUGGACUGAAUGUGUGUGUGUGGAAAGCAGCUCGGCCCCAGGGAGCUCACCACCUCCCCCCCCGGCUCUUCAGCAUUACUUUACCCCCAGCAUGAGCGAGGCUGGAGCCUGUACUGACGGGGGGAGUGGGGGAGAGUGCUGGGACGCAGGGCCAUCCUCGUGCACGACUAAGUGGAGGGACAGAGACUGAGUGCACGAGCCGCUGCUGUCCACACUGCAGCUGCUGUCACGUGGACAGGACUGUCUGUCCACCCUUUUACUGGACACUGGACCUCGGGACGUUUGAUUGUCCCUCAUUUCAGAGAAACGUUUGCAUUUAAAUAGCUUCACUGGGAUCAGAUUCAUACGGAAAAUAAUUAGGGCCACGUAGAUGUCUUUUUAGAUCUGACAAAAAGUGAUUGUUUUUUCUUUAGUUAUAAGAUUAAAGUCAUAAAUCUGGCUUGUUUUCUGAAAAUCUCACACAUUUUAAGAAAAAGUCAAAAU
Notothenia coriiceps (black rockcod) is the source of this 1920-nucleotide messenger RNA. RefSeq names its product SAC1 like phosphatidylinositide phosphatase b (gene sacm1lb). Gene Ontology annotation, molecular function: phosphatidylinositol-4-phosphate phosphatase activity. The coding region runs from base 16 to 1446 and encodes 476 amino acids. Gene Ontology annotation, biological process: phosphatidylinositol dephosphorylation. The record is from RefSeq and is a predicted model, not a curated record. Gene Ontology annotation, cellular component: endoplasmic reticulum. Lineage: Eukaryota; Metazoa; Chordata; Actinopteri; Perciformes; Nototheniidae. The transcript has 18 exons.